GUCAAAGCGCGCAUUGUCAUAACACGGUGCCGGGAGUGCAUGUUGUUUGUGAUUAUUCAAUAACUUCUGCUUACCAUCGUAUAGGAUUUAUCCGCUCUACAGCAUGCUUUCCCUAUCAAGUAUUGGCUUUAUACGAUGGUCAACGGCACCGCUGAUUGUGGCAAGUGCCCGCCUCUUGCAUACGACCACCUUGGAUCUCGCAGCACGUAAGGGCACACGAGAAAAGGCACGCAAGGCAAAGGUAAAGAAGGUGGUGGAAAAAGUUGGAUUCAUCCGGCACGAUCUGCGGAAAAAGGGAAAGCUCAAUCUCAACGUAGUGAACAAACACAUCGACGACAGCUGGAAGCAAGAUCCGAAGGAUGAUUGUUGGGUGAGCAAAUACUAUAAAUGGCGCGUUUACACAGUCGAGGAGGCUAUCCAAUGCCACCGGGAAACACAUCAUCCAACCGUGUACAAUCUCCCGAACGCUCCACUGUACGCGCACGUCGAGUUAAACAUGCAGGCCGAAAAGUCGACCCGUUUCGUUGAUAACUUCCAGCGCAUGGUCGCAAUACCGCACCGGUUCGAACACGGAGAAAACCGGAACAUUAUCGUGUUCGCGAAAGGGCAGGAUCCGCUGAAGGAAGCCAAAGAUGCGGGAGCUUCGCUCGUGGGUGGGUUGGAGCUGAUAAAGGAAAUUCAGAACGGUGAUCUACAGCUAGCAGAGUAUCCGUUCGUUCUGGCACACCCUAACAUUCUGCCCGAGCUGGUGGUAAUACGAGGUUUGCUGAAGAAAAACAAAUUCCCCAAUCCACGGUCCGGCACGCUGGGCGUAAAUCUGGCAGAGAUGAUCGAGAAAUACGCACACGGUAUCAACUACAAUGCUGUGAAGGAUGAGCAGCAGAAAGAUUUCGGUUCCAUCGUUGCCUGCAUCGGAACGCUACAAAUGGAGAUGAAACACCUGGAAAGCAAUCUUUCCGCUCUGCUGCUGGAUGUGAACUCGAUGCGGCCCAAACGCGAAGGCAAGUUCGUGACGCGAGUACUGUUGAAAAGUCCACCAUCUGGGGAAAACCUGAAGAUUAACCCGUUCCUGUACGUGCCGGAGCAGGGUGCGUUUAGCAAAAAGUCAGCAAAGAGCACCGACACGACCGCCGACGAGGAGGACGAUGCGGAACAGGAUGAGGAGCUAAGAAGUGUGGCGAAGGGAGCGACAGCGUGAGCGGGGCCAUACGGCUAUUUAACAACACAGUGCGCUACCGCUCCGUACACAGUAGGAAUAGAAUAAAAAUGGAACAUGUUCCACACUCACACGCACGUAA
Anopheles funestus (African malaria mosquito) is the source of this 1298-nucleotide messenger RNA. It is a transcript of the gene mRpL1, whose product is annotated as 39S ribosomal protein L1, mitochondrial. The record is from RefSeq and is a predicted model, not a curated record. The coding region runs from base 104 to 1198 and encodes 364 amino acids. Lineage: Eukaryota; Metazoa; Arthropoda; Insecta; Diptera; Culicidae. The transcript is spliced from 3 exons.